AAACAAAUAAUGAAAUGACACAAAAAUAAAAUAUAACAAUGGAAGUGAACGUGAAAGAAGAGCUACAGUUUGACACUUUAGAGUUCCUCGAAGAAUCUGUCCAGUGCUGUUUACUAUGUCCUGAUAUUAAGUCCAUUCUCAAUUCCCUUGCAGAUCAUGUUAAGAAAUUUCAUUACGAUGCCUACACAUCAAUCCAGAGCCUCACCACAAAACUAUGUGAUUGCAAUGAAGUCCUACAGCUCCAAAUCCACCUAGUCAACCACCUCAUUUCCUCAGUAAUCUCAAAAGACACGAAACUUGAAGCACUUACAAAUCCCAUCGAAUAUGACAGCCUAGACAUCGAAAAGGCAAAAGACAUUGAGGAUGAACCUGAAUCAUCAACAGAAUCAGAUAUUGAAGAUCUACUUCCAAAAACAACGAAAAAACGAGGUCGAAAACCAAAACAAUUAAAACUGCCUGAAAAUGUGCCCAAAAGUACAUCAGCAUCGUACCUUCCGCCAAUAAGGCACAGCCAGUUCAUGACUGAGCCACAAUUUCCGUGUGACUAUUGUCCAAAAAUUUUAUACACAAAAAGUGGCUUGUCUAAGCAUUACAACAUGAUGCACAAUCCAGAUAAUAAGUUUAAAUGCACAAGAUGCUCGGCUGGACAUUGCAAUACUCUCAAGAAUCUACAUGCUCAUAUGAGGGCACACGAGGAUGUUCGAUUAGAUACAAAAGUAUGCAGGAAAUGCGAUAAAAAGUUCCAGACAGAAAAGCAACUUUAUCAUCACAUGCUGCUGCAUAGAGAGAAGCUACUCGAAUGUGAUCAUUGUGGGAUGAGAUUUAAUAUGAAGCAGCCACUGCAGAAGCACAUCUUCACCCAUUUUGACAUUAAAAUUCACCGAGACAAUGAAAUAAAGAGUUUGUGUGAAAUUUGCUCAAAAUGGGUGACGUCAUCGAGAAUGAAAAGACAUUUAGGUACGCAUUUUACAGACUGCAAGUCAACCUACAAAUGUGACCAUCCAGGAUGUGAUAAAGCAUUUACAGAAGUCAGGAAUCUCCAAGAUCAUCAAAAUAUGCACAAAAAUUUAAAGCCUUACGUCUGUGAAUUUUGCAAUAUGGCAUUCAGGCAUAGAGCUGCUUUAAGACAGCAUAGGAUGAGACACACAGAACCUGAAAAGCACAAAUGUGAAGUCUGCAUGGAAUGUUUUGUGACAAAUCAAAGUUUAAGGAAGCACAUGACGAGACAGCAUCAGGAUGUUGGGAAGGAUGUGAGGUCAUUUGCUUGUGACUAUGAAGGAUGCAAUUCGAUAUUUAAGUACGAGGAUUUUCUGUUCAGGCACAAGAAGGAUGUUCAUAAUCCAAAACCUCAAAUCGAGAGACAGUGUGAACAUUGCAGCUAUACAGCACACAACACAAAAAACUACUUCCAACACAUGAGACGGUCACACAACAUAAGGAAGCGAAUAAACAAUCGAGUCUUUCCAACAUCAGCUGCUUUGGAAAUUGAGGGUGGGGAAUAUUCAUAAAUUGUAGGAAAAUAAAACAAUUU
Chironomus riparius is the source of this 1531-nucleotide messenger RNA. The record is from the annotation of a GenBank genome assembly. NCBI's taxonomy places the organism in Eukaryota, Metazoa, Arthropoda, Insecta, Diptera, Chironomidae.